AAUUGACUUCUCUCUCAAAGACUCUCACCUUUUCUCUGUCCAAGCCCUCCAAUUCCAAUCGCAAAGAUGUCUGACGGCGAGCGCGAGACCAAGCCCUUCAAGUUCGUGACUGGCUUCGAUGCCCGCUUCCCGAACCAGAACCAAACUAAGCACUGCUGGCAAAACUAUGUCGACUACCACAAGUGCAUCCUAGCCAAGGGAGAGGACUUCGCACCUUGCCGCCAGUUCUUCCUGGCCUACAAAUCCUUGUGCCCAAGCUCCUGGACCGAACGAUGGGAUGACCAGCGUGAGGCUGGAACUUUCCCCGCUCGUCUCGAUCAGUAGAGGACUAGGUUUGCGAAGGGG
Messenger RNA from Amorphotheca resinae ATCC 22711, 345 nucleotides. RefSeq lists its product as hypothetical. Lineage: Eukaryota; Fungi; Ascomycota; Leotiomycetes; Helotiales; Amorphothecaceae. The transcript has 4 exons. Gene Ontology annotation, cellular component: mitochondrion; respiratory chain complex IV. The record is from RefSeq and is a predicted model, not a curated record. Bases 67 to 324 code for a protein of 85 amino acids.